AUGCCAGCAUCAAUGAGUUGCAACCCUACAGGCUCAAAAGCUGUCAUAUCUGAUGCUAUGGCAAUCGCUCAGCAGGAGAAUGAUGGGAGAGAGAAAACGCAAAGUCGCAGCAGUAGUUCUUCUGGUAGACGAUCAGAUUCCAUGGGUCGCAAAAGUUCCCGCAAGAGGAGAAGUGGAAGCAGACAUAGACGACGCACCAAGAGCUCCCCAUUGCGGUCUUCCUCACACAGUGGAGGAAGUCAUAGUGGCUCAUCAGAAUUUGUGUAUGAAGAUGAUGGCGAUGCGGAAGAAGCGAGAUCUCGAACUCCUAGGCGAGGCAAAAGAAGCGUCAGCCCAAAAACAAAUUCCGAUGAUAAGCAAGAUAUCAAACCUAGAGCAAAGGACUCUGAUGAUUCUCCUACUCGUAGCAAGGGUAGCAUCAAGGAUCUUGUCAGCCCGUCUGGAAAAAGCAGUGGCACAGUCAGCACUGUUAGCACAGCUCGAAGUGCUGAAAUAUUGUAUGGGGAUGAAGAGGCGAAGGCCAAAGCAAAGGCAUCACGGGGCUCGAAAAUGACCGUCAAACCUGGUGUGGAAGCUGUGAGUCCAUCUGGGAAAAGCAGGGGCACUGUCAGCACAGCUGAAAGUAAUGAAAUAUUGUACGGAGAUGAAGAUGCCAAGGCGAAAGCCAAGGCAUCUCGGGGUUCCAAAAGGUCCUCGAAGCCCGGUGCUGAAGUUGUUAGUGUAUCAGGACAAAGCAUUAGCACUAGCGGUACCACCCGUAGCAAUGCUGUAUUGUACGGGGAAGAAGAUUCAAAGUCCAAAGCAAAGGCAUUGCGAGGUUCCAAGCGAUCUGCAAAACCUGGCGUGGAACUUGUCAGUCUAUCUGGGCAAAGCAGGAGCACAACUUGCAGCAAUCAAAUAUUGUAUGGAGUGAAUGACGAAGAUGCUAGAGCAAAGUCAAAGGCCGUGACGGGGUCUUCUUCCCAUUACAGCAAGAAAGGUAGCAGCACAAAUAGUACUACUGAUACAAGGAGUACUUCCGAGAUCUUAUACGGAAACGAUGCCGGUGCCAAGAGCAAAGUGAAGGGAUCGCGAAGCUCGAAAUCCAACAAGCCUGGAGUGAGACACGUGACUGAAACAGAUUCAGAGACUCCCCCAGUGGAAGGUAAUGUAGUUGCUGGCGUGUUGAUUGAGGACGACUCAGAUUCUUUCAAGAAGGGCUCAGGUGUUGAGGAGGAUAAAUCAGUGGCGUCCAAGAAGCGAAAGUCACGAAAGCAAAAAAAAGUUUCUUACAAAAUGUGGAUUCUUUUGGCUUUUGCCAUUUUUGUCAUCGGCGGUGGAGUGACAGCCUUCAUUGUUCUCAAAGGCGAUGAUGAUGACGGUGCACCAGCCCAAGAUGCUGACUUCCAAGAUCCUACCAUCAACGCAACCGAACCACCUGAGGCUCCAGCCGGUUCUCCAACUGGUACAUCAACAGCGUCACCGUCCGAAAAGCCGCUUCUGGACCCACCAAGUGCUGAAGACUGCGCUGCCAUUAUGAACAACCAAACCAUUCCAGGAAACAGUACACUGUCACAAGUCAACUGGAAUGCCAAUAUUGAGAUCAAUGUCAAGAGUGAAACUGAAAUGACUGACGAAAUGGUACAGGAGUUGUUGGCUUCCAUUCAAGAGCUCUUGCUUCCGGCCAUGGCUGGUUGCAAGGUUGGAGAUCAGCGAAAGCUGACCAACAUUGCAAAGCCAGUGAUCCGUGGAGCAUUCCGAGAACUGAAUGGAUUUCUCGAUGAUUCUCGAUAUGCGAUUCUAAACGCCAAUGUCAAAGGCGAAGUGCAAACCGAUGCAGUCUGCGUUGAUAGAACAACUACUGGGUUGUGCUAUGUUGUCUUUGUCGAAUUUUCCGUAUUGUUGGAUGCUGACAUUAGCUCUCCCGACCUCGAGGCUAUCAUAUUGGACGAGUUGGAAAACGGUGACAAUAUUGCAUCAAAGUUGGACCUAGGUGACUCGUUCCUAUCGGUGAAUGCAAGAAAUAUCACUGAUGUGACACCAUCCGAAGCUCCAUCCAUAUCACCAACGGAUGCUCCCUCUAGAUCACCAACCAAUAGUCCGACCGAGUCUCCUACAGUUCAGUUGGCAACAGAAGUUCCUGUUGGCCCUACGCUCGUGCCAGAGCCGCAACCAACACCUGUUCCAAGCAUAGCCACACCCAUUACUGUGAAUGCGCCCGUAUUGGUUCCAACAAGUCAGUCUCCUUCUGCAGUGCCAAGGGAGGGUCCAAGUACCUCGCCAUCUACAAUGACAUCCAUGACUCCGUCUUCUUCACCAACAUCAAUGUCACCAACCGUAUCACCGAUAGCUUUGGCUUCAAGCUCCCCAUCCACAAAGCCAUCAGUAGCACCAGACGCUUUGUCAACACCUGGUCCAACGACGGAGUCAAGUGUAUCACCGACAGCUUUUGCAUCAAGCUCGCCAUCCACAAAUCCAUCGGCAGCACCAGUACCUUUGUCGACACCCGGCCCAACAAUAAAGCCAACAGUUUUGCCUUCGAGCUCACCAACCACCACAAAGCCAUCGGUAGCACCGGUACCUCCGCCAACACCUGGUCCGACAAUGGAGCCAAUCUUGGCCACCAAGGAUCCAACGGCCGUACCAAGUCGUGCUCCAACCGCCAAACCGACGUCGAAACUCACGCGAGCUCCAACGCCUCCCCCAACGCAACUGUUAUUAUGGAAUAAUGUAACCUACUGGAAUUCGACAGGCAGUUUUCUAACGCGAACUCCUACCCCAGCACCGACGCCGGGUGCAACCACGACUACUGACACCUACUGCUGUUCUCUCAACUACCAAGACUGCAAUGUCAUUUAUCCCUAUUGCAAUACCAACGAACAAAGGUGUACCGAAUGCAGUGGGAACUACAUUCAGGAGGGUAGUUGUCCUGCCCCUGGAAUUCCCACAUGGGGAGAUUGCUCUCAAAAUCCGACUGGUUGCUGUGCGCCGUUGCGAUGUGUCGCUCAGAGUCAAUGGUAUUCCCAAUGCGUGGAGUAA
Messenger RNA from Cylindrotheca closterium, 3018 nucleotides. NCBI's taxonomy places the organism in Eukaryota, Bacillariophyta, Bacillariophyceae, Bacillariales, Bacillariaceae. The record is from the annotation of a GenBank genome assembly.